Molecule: messenger RNA, 2534 nt
Organism: Anolis sagrei ordinatus
Lineage: Eukaryota; Metazoa; Chordata; Lepidosauria; Squamata; Anolidae
Gene: TRIP6
Product: thyroid hormone receptor interactor 6
Biological process (GO): signal transduction; positive regulation of non-canonical NF-kappaB signal transduction
Cellular component (GO): stress fiber; cytoplasm; focal adhesion
Source: RefSeq, a predicted model, not a curated record
GGCAGGAAUUCCCAGGCUCCACGUGACGCUUUGGAAUGCGGUGACGUCAUCCCCGGGGUCUGUGCCUCUCUCUCUCCAUUGCCUUUUGCAAAAAAAUAAAAAUAAAGGAAAGUUGGAAAGGAAGCAGGAGCAGGAGCAGCGGACCCAGGUGAGAGCAGCUUUGCUCGUGAUGUCCGGCCCCACCUGGCUCCCUCCGAAACAGGUGGGCAUCCCAGGGCAGCCGGACAUCACUGCCUCUGCUCCGGCCACUUGCAGACCUCAGAAGAGUUUUGUUUCGGUCCCGGUCGUGCCCAAACCGUAUGGGUUUCAGGAGGCGAACGGGACCAUGAAUGCGGCCGGACUAUCUCCUCGCUACCAGCCACCUGUGCCAGGUCCUCCUCCUCCUCUUCUCCGGGAUUCCUCACCUGAGCAUCAUUACUCACCUGCGGACGAGCGCGGAUCAGGGGGAUCCUGGGCAGGUGUCUCCCACUCCGCCUAUGCCUUGCAGCAAGGGGCGCCCUCUCUGGACCAGGGCCCUCCCCACUCCACCAGCAUCGACCUCCAGAUCGACUCGCUGACCAGCAUGUUGGCCGACAUGGAAGGUAUUCGGCCGCAGCGGCGAGGAGAGAGGCCGAACCUGGACCCCUCCCCUUACUCUCCGGCCCUUCCGCAGUCCGGCAUUGCCAAACCGGUGCCCGUUUACAAGCCAGGACUUUCCGGGACCUUCCCUCCGGCCAAGCCUUCCGCCUUUGUUGCCACCGACAGCGCCUUUGCCAAGAGUGGACCCAACUACAGUGCUGUCCAGUCCUAUCCGGCCGCCUCUCCUCUUCCGGGGGAUUCCUAUGGCUACCACCGGGCAACCGGGAUGCCCAGACCAUUCCCGCAGCCCAUCCCGGCCUCUUACACCACCACGUCGUCUGCCACUGGACCGCCGGUCAAUGUCCAGGUGAAGGUGGCCCAGCCGGUGUUGGGGUACCACCAGCCCCGGCGCCGGCCAGAGCUCGCCUACGGGCCACCGUCUCCGCGGCCCAGCUACGGUGUCAGGCCACCCCCACAGUACGCCUCAGAGCCGGGGGUCCGGGCCCGGCCUCUGGAGGCAGGGGAGCCAUGGUAUCCAGAGCCCCCCUCCUACGGUCGGCGGGUGGCCGAAGGGGAGCUCUACCCCAAGGGGGGACCACCACAGCCGGGUGUCGGGCCAUUUCUGGCCGGGAUGGGCAAACCAGUGAAGGAGGAUGCAGCAGUUGCCCCCCAGAUGCCUACGAGUGGUGGAGGAAUGAGGUACCAGCACCAGGCCCCUCCGAGCCGCCCCGAAGAGGAGCUGGACCGACUCACGAAGAAGUUGGUCUACGAUAUGAAUCACCCUCCAUCAGGGGAGUAUUUUGGGCGGUGUUCCCGGUGCGGGGAGAACGUGGUGGGGGACGGGACGGGCUGCGUGGCCAUGGACCAGGUCUUCCACGUGGAGUGCUUCACCUGUGCCACCUGCCGAUGCCGCCUCCGAGGGCAGCCCUUCUACGCCAUCGACCGGCGCUCCUACUGCGAGUCCUGCUACAUCGUGACCCUGGAGAAAUGUUCGAUGUGCUCCAAGCCGAUCAUGGACCGGAUCCUGAGGGCGAUGGGCAAGACCUACCACCCGCAGUGCUUCACGUGUGUCGUGUGCCACCGGUGCUUGGACGGUGUCCCUUUCACCGUCGACGCCACCAGCCAGAUCCACUGCAUUGAAGACUUCCAUCGGAAGUUUGCUCCGCGCUGUUCGGUGUGUGGCAACGCCAUCAUGCCAGAACCCGGGCAGGAAGAGACGGUGCGGAUCGUGGCCCUGGACCGCAGCUUCCACAUCGGAUGCUACAAAUGCGAGGAAUGCGGGCUCCUGCUGUCCUCCGAAGGCGAAGGCCGGGGCUGCUACCCGCUGGACGGCCAUAUCUUGUGCAAGAGCUGCAGUGCGCAACGCAUCCAAGAGCUCUCCUCCAAGAUCACCACCGACUGCUGAUUUUUCCAAAAGGUUAUGCACCGUCAAUUUCCUAUAAAGCUCAUUUCCUAUUUUAUUUUUUGUCUGAUUUCCUAUCUGCCAAAUCCUCCCUUUUCGUUGUGCGCCUCUCGAACCCGUCACCCGCUACUUUGCGCACCCUGAACAUCGCGUUUGUUCCCAGUUUGAGGAAAUAAUGGAACAACCUCUUUGGAAAGGAGGUAUUUUUUUCAUUCUUUUGGACUACAGUUCCCAGCAUCCCCUAGUAACAGCAGCAAUGGGAUGUGCAGUCCAAAACGAAGCUAACUUUCUAAACUCCUGCCUUGCAAACCCCUCCAGACCCAUAAGCUGGACUUAGCUGGAUGGUUGGGGGCUUUUUGUUGUUCCCCUUCCUUUAAUUAUCGGCCCAAGUUGGCCCAGGCCUGGUUUCAAUGAUACGUGAUCAGUCUUGUCCCAGAUUCACAUAUUGAGCGUGCCUUCUCUACUAGGCCGCAGGGUUAUUGAUAUGUUUCUAAAUAACUUGAAAACUCCGCCACUUCUGGCUCAUUAUGGCAGGGCUGUGUCAAAAUUUUUAAUUAAAGAUGUGUCAAACUUC